This is a messenger RNA of Endocarpon pusillum Z07020, 8424 nucleotides long. RefSeq lists its product as uncharacterized. Lineage: Eukaryota; Fungi; Ascomycota; Eurotiomycetes; Verrucariales; Verrucariaceae. Bases 1 to 8424 code for a protein of 2807 amino acids. The record is from RefSeq and is a predicted model, not a curated record. Gene Ontology annotation, molecular function: glycosyltransferase activity. The transcript has 7 exons.
AUGGCUACGGCUGAGAAUGUCUCAGAGACUCGGUUGGGCGAUAUAAUGCCAAUCCGCCAGACAAUCCCUAUCCGAAUGGGCCUGGAUCGCUCAGUGGUCGCUAGUGGUGGCUUCAUGGAUUUGUUUGUUCAGGAAAGAAGUCACCUCUCAGCGGUGCCAACCGCCGUCACACGAUACCUCGACGGUCUUAAGAGCAGCACACAACCACUUUUCCCUCUGCGAGUCGACGCCAAAAACCCUAAGUCGUUUGGCGUGUUCCUUGGGAGUUUGAAUAUUACACCGACCCUAGAUCAGGCUCGUCUCCUGUCACAGUGGGACAUUGUCGUCCUGGAUCCUCUGCAAGCCGGAGUACUGGACGCUGUGUCAUCUCAAUGCAAGUCCACGCACGUACUUGGCCGGCUGGACGUGGGGAUGAUCCUACAAUCCAAUGGUGGCUCUGAUGGUUCCGACGUGAUUCGGUCCUUAGACAUCAUCACCAAGACUCUCCUCACGUCUUUCAAGCGUUCACAGGAUACACAAUCACACUUUACCGGCGUACUUUUGGCGCAGUGGCAAACGUAUAUGCAGCUAGUCAUCUUCAACGAACUCAUCAAAUUCUUGCAUGGCUCCGGACUCGACGUGUAUCUCGAGGUCUCCUCGCCUGCCGUCCAGGCCGAGAGCCAAUAUCGAGACACUAAUAUGGAACUCAUCAAGGGGAUUGUUUGUCGCAAUGGAUCAAUCCUCCCUGAUGGAGACAGACGCAAUUUCUUCCAGUCGGCUGAUAUGCGUCCCGCUUUGAGGAAUCUGGUGGCACGGUCACAAAGGGAUCCUGUUAUCAUGAUGUGGGAGACUAUUGACGACAAUGUGGAGGUGACACCUGCUGUGGUGCAACGGAGUUAUACUUGGUGCAAGUUUUACAACGCGAUCAGCUGGAUUGGGCCCAAGGCCGCGUUGACCGACGCAGAGGUUGCGGCAACGAAGACUUUGACCGAAGAACCCUCAGCAGCCCUGAUGUGGUUGAAGAGAGACGAGGUUAUGAAGGCACAUGAGCGGUGGCGGUCUAAUGAUGAGGUGAGGCAUUCAAUUGGAAAUCCGAACUAUGCACCAACUAACUGUUGGGACCAGAUCAGCCAGGUAGCUUGCGGCGAUCAUGCGAUAUACGAUUCUUUACAGUCGUUUAUUCCCAAUCUGAGAGUCAAGCUGUCCCUGGGCCCACCCCGUAAUGAGGAGCGAGUCGAAAGCCCCACUACUGCCAUGACCGAUGGAUUUGAUUGGACAUUACCAAUCCAUCCCGGGCAGGCCAACCCUUUCUCGUUCUCCCCACGCGGCUAUAACUACACAGGACUAGGGUGCUUCCCGAUCGGCCUUGAUUGUUCGUCAGAGGAUUUUGAGGACCAGGUUCAAACACAGCGCCGCCUUAGAGAUCUCAACCUGUUGAAACCUGUUGAGCAGAAAGAGCUUCAUCGUAUUGGCGAACAACUAUCUGCCCUGAACCAGUCACACAGUUCCUGGGAAAGGACAGUGCAUGAGUCCCAAGCUGUUAGGGAGUUGCUUUACGCACUGAGCGCUAAUAAUGAUGAUAACCACAGCCUCCUCAGGGUGUAUAUAGGCUUGGACUCGGGGUUCCGUACUGGCUCUGAUGCUCAAUUUUGGGGCCUUUACGACGUCGAUCCCGCCUCAGGUUUCACGGAUCUCUUUAUUUCGGGGAAGGCACGUGACCUGCCGGGCACAAUCCUGCACACCUUCAUGUCCAGCAGGAAUUGUACUCGAGCACAAUGCUUUAUGGCUGAAACUUCCCUUUCCAAGCAGACUGGCAGUUUGACAGAGACCUGGGAAUUGCCUCCACGGCUCCUGCAGGACUUGGAGGUGCUCACUCCGACAGAGUCAAUCUUGUUCAUGCAGCACCUGGACCGCUCGAACUGCGAAGAAUGCCUGAUACUCUCAGCAAAGGUACGAUCUCGUUGCAAGUACCAGCUUAUGGAGGUUCCGUCACUCGCCCAGCUCAGAGCCUUGAACGCAACUGCGUACCUACGUGGCGAGGUUUCGGCGGAUGACCUGGUCAAAUCUCGCCUUGCUUGGUAUCAAGAACGAGGUUGUCAGCACCCUGAUCCCUUGGCUGCCGUCUCCCUCUUCACUGAAGUUAAUGCUCGCAUGCCGGGACUCCUCUUGAGUGGACAAAUUGAGCUUCUUGCGGAGCUCGCACACGUCAUCGAAACCGUCUUGCAGAAGAAGCGGAUCGACGCCAGCGCAGACCUCUUUGCGCUGUCGGUGUUCUGCUCGAUCCGCAAACUGGCCCUCGAAGAAGUGUAUUUGGAGAUUAUGGACCGCAAUCCUCUCCCAAACUCUCAAUCAGACCAAGCCGCCUGCUUCGCUGAAAUGUUCGCAUUGGGCGCGCGCUGCGAGUCGUACUUCGGCAUGACCCCUAAUAGCUUGGGACAGAUUCUGUCCAACAAAUACACUGCCUACUAUAAAGUGCACCAACCACCACCGCCCGAGGAUGGAUUCACCGAGCUUCCGACGGCAUAUGCAUCCACACAAAUUGACUUGGAUCCGAAUUACGGUCCACCACAAAUACCCAAUUACUACCAGGCGACUUUUCUUGGCAUUUUUGCUGUUCCCGCACUUAUUGAUAUCCUCUUGCUUACGACCAUCGGACGUGGUCUCUAUCUCACUGCCUAUAUGACCCAGCUUGAGAAAUCGAUGGCCACUACUGCUCUUAUGGUAUCUCUUCUUGUCUGCGGCGCGAUCGGCUCAUGGAUUGGCUCCGGAGGCAGCUACUACCUUCACUCUAUGGCCUUUUCUGCGAUGAACAUGUAUGUGCUUUCUCGGUUAAUUGGGGGCAUCGCGUUGACCCUUGCGGGUGGUCUGCUGGCCUUAAUAAUUAUCGGGUUUGUCAAGGGACUCUACGCUGGGCUUAUUUUCUUCCUUUAUUUCUUCCUUCUAUCCAUGUAUCUUACGGUGCUAGCGGCUCUCUCCAUAUACCAAUUUCCAGGUUUCAUGUUUCAAUCAGGAAGAAUCGGCAUUAUGAGAUGCAUACCGAUUCUGUUCAUCUCGCCCAUUAUCACGCUAUGGGUUCCUGGGCACGAUGCCCUAAUAUAUCUCCUCGUAAUAACAGCCCUCCUCAUUUCGCUCCUACUCGAAACCCGACAGGCCGUCUCGCAAUGGGGCACGUGGUAUCACAAAGUCCCUUGUAUCACAGACAACGAUAUCGUCGACUGGUACAGCAAGACAAGAGCAUCGAGUAAGGCGAGUUCCGCUCUGCUAGAGGGUGUGACAGAGAAGCAGCUCCCACGUAAAGCUCUCUUGGCCGCCGUCUUCAAGGAACGGAAUCGCCGACCCUGGACCAAGCCGACGACCGAUGAGUUCAUUUUGCGACUGGCAGAGGGAUAUUCCUCCACAACCUUUCUGCUGGAUUGGUACUGCAAGUACACAAGAACGCAGAUGCCCUACGCAUAUAGCUCAACGUGGAAUCUCACAACCAAGGCCGCCACCGAGACUCUGCGGGACAUACAGAAGGGUGUUAAGCUCCACAAUGCGUUCGUGCAUUGGCGCCAUGCUGGCGACGAGGUGUGGUGUGGCGUCUUCUAUUUUCUUAUUGCUCUCCUAGACAAGUGGGUUGCAAUGCUAUCUGGUGGCUCAAUCGUGGGUCUUUCUGCUGCGACCGACAAGACAUAUCGCAUGGCAGUGGGCUUUGGCUUGGCCUACUACCUUAUAGGUGCCGUCGUCCUCGACAGUGUCUCUCAGCCUCUGUGGCAACUAGCGAACAAGACCAUUCCUCAGCCCAUACGAUCGAUGAAAUUCCUUCACGAGGCUUCCAUAAAAGAUGCAGAAGCGAAACGAAAGCUCUACUGGACAUCUCUUACAAAGUUCUUCUUCGUACACAUCUGGGGCAUGUCUGUGACUGCAGCGCUCAUGUGGACAUUCGACAACUCUAAAGACGCGACGGUGAUGUACCUUGCCUAUAUUGUCGCCUACACGGGUCUCCUUUGGUACCAGUUCAACAGAAUCUUCACUGGAACGCUCGCGUUGAAAGAUCUCAUUGCAGCUCUGUGCAUUGGCUUGCCGACUGGUCUUCUUCUCCAUCAUCUCCUGCCGCGGUUUCCGUACAGCAGCGUGAUUGCUCUGGCUGUGGGAGCCUGGACGGCCGCCCUUCUCUCGAUAUGGACUUCUAACGUUGGGGUGCCGAAAUUUAAAGAUGAGCCUAGCCUGAUACCAGCACCAGAACACCAUUUUCAUGAUGCCAUCGGGCCCCAUUCCCGACUGUCUCAGACGGCUCUAUCGGAAACAUUUGAUUCUAUCUGCGCUCUCCCCGACGAGUUUCGCUACAAACUCGAUCCAUCGAGCCACCCUGGCGUCGAAAUAAUGGAUAUUCUGACUUCUCGAAGCGACGCCCGUCACUCGAAGCUUGUGCGAGACGCCUUUCGGUUGCGAAAACAAAUGCUACGGCGGAUUGCAGAACACUGGAGAAAGGGUGAGACUGUGGUUGAACUCGUAUCUGUGCGCCAUCUCAAUCAGCAAGAUCAGAUGAUUGAAGCCAUAAGUCGGACUACAGGAAAUCGGCUGCACAUCUUUGUUUGUAUCGGCCUUGACCUCGUGGGACAAGAAUGGAUAAUGGACAUUCGCGGCAAUUGCAACGUUAUUGCAGAGGCUAUUAUACAUGCCACUGCUGAAUCUGUACUUGGGCUGUCACAUGAACAUUCGACGUUCGCCGAACUGUUGGCCGUAACCCCCAAGAGCGAGGACGGACUCCCUAUCCCUGAAGGCCGCAAGCGUCAGCUCAAAAAUGCCGCCGUUGAGCGAGCAAGCAUCAUCAGAAAUGGAGACAAGGAAAUGCUUCGGCAUCUCCUUCUCGGCUUGGACUGCGACAAGGAUUGGGACAGCCUCCCGAGCACUAUCAGGGCCUUUCUCCUCAAAAGAUGUUUGGGAGAUGCGCCUCCCGUUUCUGACGAUCAAAUAAGCUGGAUUCACGCACGGUUCUGCCGGGGCAAUUCUCUAGACGUGGACGAGUACGUAGCUCGCUGCAACCUUGGUGCCUCUUUGACAGCUCUUGUCAAUUCUUUUGCUGAGACAUUAGAGGCAGAGCACACUAACGGUUUUCAACAAUAUUCUCCUUAUCCGAGCCACGAGAAAUGCCUGGAGUCUCCCUUGAAGCACAGCAUCGAUGAUUUGGAUGGAAGUCGCCUUGGGUUCCUCAAGCUUCCACUAUAUCGAAUCUACCAAGGUCUGAGGAUUUGCAUUAAAUUCUUGGUUGUCUGCCUCGUCGCUGAUCCAGAAUUCCAGAGGGAGUUGGAUUACGUUAUGUCUACAAAACCUUGGAUCAUUCGCUGGCCUGUGACGUUCUUCCUUGACGGGUUUUGGAUGUACUGUAAAAUGCUGCAAGGAACUAUCCUUCCCAUUUUCCUGCUCCACGGUCGUCAAAAGGUCUCCAAGCUCUAUAAUGACAUGAAGGGGACCAAGACAGUGAUCAAGAAGGAUAGGAUUGUCAUCGAAAACCUUAGCGGUGUCUCGACAGCUUUCCUCACAGCUCAGUCCGACGGUCGAUCUGAGCUCCGUCAAUAUUCCGGCAACCACGACCAAGAACCCAAAGACCUCAAGGGCAUUAUGGCCAUCAAUACAUAUACAGACAAGCUAGUUCUUUGCCGGAGGUCGGAGUAUGCCGUCAACGGGUCUCUUGUCAACGUAUUUACAUACGAAAACCCCAAUUUUCAGGAUGGGCAGAAUUCAGGAUCGAAGCUCGCACUCCAACGUCACUGCAUCAAGGGGAACCUCGAAGGCCAAAUGGUCCAGUUUGACAAAACGGGCCACAUGACGUCCGGAUCCUUCAUCAAAAAGGAUGAGCUCGUUGAGUUCAACUUCUCAUACCGGAAAAAUGCCAAGUUCGAAGACGAGCUUCUCCGAGCUGAGUAUUUCUUCCUGGAUGUCAGCAUCAAAGUGUCAUGGAGCGCGCCACCUGUAAAUCAUUCAGAGAUGUUGGAUAAAUGGGUUCCCAACCCCAAGGUCUUGGAAGCUACGUUCGUCCAAGGCUCACUGAUCUACCACAGCACAUGGGACUAUGACCAUAGGUUCCACCCUACUAUCUCAACAACACUCAACGGCGAAAUGAUCAAUACCCCGCCAAUGAUACGAGAUGACUGGUUUGAUGUUCUGAAGAAACCGACCAAUUGUAGCAUCUUGAACGACAACCCGCUCUCCUCCUUUGGCUCGGUGAGCGCCAGCUUUAUCUCGCGCUUGCUUCGUCGCAAUAUCCGGUGGUACCCAAUAUCAACGUCGCGUGCAAGGACUCAUCUCUGGAAAUCCUGGAAGUCCGGCAAGGAAUAUGACGCCGUAACUGCCAGAUGGCUUGACGAAAUCGCAUUGAGAUCAGAUCCUAUCAUGAAACCGUACUGGAUUGCACGGGACAUGGGCCGUCUCUCCACCGCAGAGAAUUAUCUCAGCUCGCAAGCCGAUACCGUCAUGGCGAGAAUCGAUCUUGAACCCGAGAUCAGUAUGUGGACAAACAUUGCGUUCAAGAUUAGUGACCUCUCUAGUUUUGGCCAGGGCGGUGACACCAGGAUCAACACAAGAUCUCAGGCAACCCAGUUGACUGACAGCGACACUGAACUCCACGUUCUCGCCUCGGAUACAGGGACUUGGCCUAACGAAAGUGGAGGCGUCUCUGCCUGCCGCCGAGACAUGGUCAAUAAUCUUCAGAGUGUCAGGUGGCACGUCAUCGCUGAAUCGGCGAAUGACUUCGGUGUACCCAGGUUUCAAAUCGAGAAGAACGUGCACUCGCUUAAGGUGUUGCCUUUAUGGGGCCUGGACUUUCUCACGCCUACGCACGGUAUCUUUCAAGACUGCCUCGACUCGGCGGUUCAACGGAAAGCUUAUGAUACGCUAACAGAGGAUAUCAUACAAAACUUCAUUCCAAUCCUUACCUCCUUGGUCAGAACUUCGAGAGCGAUUCACAUCGGCCCUGCGCAGGUGGAAGAGGCUACCAAGGCUCUAGUGGACUUGAAUACAUACUUCGAGUCUGGUCGGCACUGGGGUACCGUAUGGAUGAGCGACAUCGUUAAGAAAGCAUGGCGACAACUCUGGCUGUGUGAAGAUGUGGAGAAUGCAACGCCUUUGUCAGAGUGGUUGGAAGCAGAACGCCCGACGCUGAUGCACCUUGAUAAUGCCCUGGACAUGUGGCAUCGCUAUUUACUUGUCUUUUCCAUCCCAGUUCCGGAAAAGAUCCCGGAUGUUUUCCAGGCAUCCCAUCACUUCACCUCUGCCUCCUACGGUGUUGUGUGUAAACUCAAGCGAAAUUGUUCCCUCCACGUAUGGGACCACUGCAUCAGCUGGAGAGAAGUUACCGUGUUCUUAUCCUCGGCCAUGUCCUUUGACUCUCCGUUUGUGCGCACUGCGCUGAUUUCUCUCUCACGCAUGGCAGCCGUUGUUGUCCUACGCCAUGCAGAUGCCGUGCUCCCAUGCGCCGACUUCUUCAAUCCUGGAUGGGAAGUAGAGAUUGGGACGGGUCAAGGUGCUCUGGAGCAUCGUCGAGCUUUCGCCCGAAGGAUCGACCCGGUAGUCAAUGGAAUCCCGGACGUGCACAAGUUUAAGCCUAUCGAGAAGAUCAAGUCAACCAAACCCACAGCGACUAUGCUAUCUCAUAUUAGAUAUGUCAAAGACAUCAAAAACGCCAUCUUAGCCGCCGACAUUAUCGUCAAUCAAUGGGGUUUUAAUGACUACCAACUUGAAAUUUACGGAGAUAUGGAAAAGGCUGCGAGUUACUCUGUCGAGUGUCAAGAGCUUGUCGCUUCAAGAUCACUUGGGAAUAAUGUCGCUCUUAGAGGUUUGGGCAACCCAUCUAAAGUCCUUGAAGACACCUGGAUUUUCUUGAACUCGUCAAUUUCUGAGGGUCUACCCUUGGCUUUGGGAGAGGCCGCCCUUACGGGAGCGCCGGUUGUUUGUACUGAUGUCGGCGCCUCACUCCGUGUCUUCCAGAAUCCUUCCAAUGGCAAACGCUACGGUUCGGUGGUCGCUCCCAACGACGUCGUCUCGCUUGCAAGAGGACAAAUCAGAAUGCUCGCCUUGCUCGACGAAUUUAGCGAGUUUGCCGGAGACGAGGAGGGAUAUCAUGCAAAGUUGCCGCCGAAUCCCACCAAAGAAGAGGUGCAGCAGAUCCAGAAGAGGAUGUACGAGAAAACCGAAGAACGCCGCGCUCUCGGGAUGCUGUCCCGAUCCCUUGUACUCAACAGCUUUUCUCCAGAGCGAUAUCUUCGAGAACACGAACAGAUGCUCUGGAUUGGUAAAUACCAAAGCAAGAGCUACCGCCACAGAGUCCACACACACCAUUCCGCCAAUUUUAGCGAAAACUCGACCUUGCCCGCUUCCAGUGGCGUGUCAACGUUCCGCGAAGGCACUGGGAAGUCAUUCCGGGAUUCCAGCGCGAUGUCAUCGUUGCGCAAUUUCGGUGGACCUUGA